Messenger RNA from Malaya genurostris, 4024 nucleotides. RefSeq names its product cytospin-A. The record is from RefSeq and is a predicted model, not a curated record. Gene Ontology annotation, biological process: actin cytoskeleton organization. NCBI's taxonomy places the organism in Eukaryota, Metazoa, Arthropoda, Insecta, Diptera, Culicidae. Bases 16 to 3849 code for a protein of 1277 amino acids. Gene Ontology annotation, molecular function: protein binding. The transcript has 15 exons. Gene Ontology annotation, cellular component: filamentous actin; microtubule organizing center.
UUAUAUUGUAAAAUAAUGACAAGUAUAACACAAAAACUUAGGAAUGUUUUUUCGUGGCAGCAUGAUACUUAUGAGUUUGCAAACAUUGAAACAGUCAACAAUAAUAUGGAGAUGGAUCGAAGUACACGCAGCUCUGUUACUCUAUCAAGCAAAGUAAAGUUAUUCAAACCAAAGUCUACACAAUCUUCGAAAACAUCUCGGGGUGCAAUAUCGAAAAUUGCAAAAGAUAGACAAAAAUUGAACCAAGUUUUAGUGACACGCAACUCGUCGGUUACAUCGGCACAAUUAAAUGCAGCAGCACCUUUGGUGAAUAUUCGGCGGGUGUCGUCCAGUAAAUCCAUUUUAUCCGAUGUAAAUUCGGAACAUGAUGUAAAACCGAUUGAAACACAAUUGAAAAAUAAAUCCUCUGAAAAAUCCGGCGAUGUAACCAUUCGAAAUAAAACGAAUAACAAUAAAUCGACUACGGGAAGCACUUCAAAAAAUUUGAUUACUGCUCACAGAAAGUCGCUAUUCGCAUCUGCACUACUUUUACCAAAGACAAAACCUAGCGGAAGUUCUCGUGAAGUAGCAGAUAACUUGAGUAAAAAUUCUGGAAGCUCAUCUUUUGCCUCUAGUCAAAAUACAAAGCAAAAACACAGUUAUCGGAAUAUUCUUCCGGUAGAGACUGCUUCAAGCACCUCGAAAACUAAACUCCGGCGACAACCAGGUCUGACCAGUUUUGAUAGACAUAGAGGUCAAGGUCCUUCGGGAUCGAAACAUUCUUCACAAUCGACUAACAAUAUCGCUGUUACGAAUGGCUCCAGUAUCAAAGCUGCAUCAUCUGUAUCCAGCCUAGAUCGAGUUGGUAUUACACCAACUCCAAAACCAAACGGUAAGCAUAACAGAUUACUGCACGGUUCUAAGGACAAACUUGAACAAUACAGUUCAAGUAGUCACCACCACGGCGUUAAAGGCUCAAAAGAAAAGUUGAGCGAUUUCAAGAAUUUUGGCAAAGAAAAAUUGAGCAAUCGAAGCUUAGCAAAAUCAUCAAACCAAACACCUUUUGUACAACAUCAACCUGUUCAACAUCAGCUGGAGCCUUUCCAAAUCGGCCAUCUCGCAUCACGACCUGUAAAGUUACAGCAACUAAAUUCCAGCAGAAACGAAUUGGAUCAGCGUGAUGAUGACGCCUACUCGAGCGCCACGGAGGAAAUAGUCAUUUCAAACGAGUUGACAGAGAUCUGCUUCGAUGGUCCAAUGGAGCAGGCUAAAAAAAAUAGCGAAAUGCCCGGACUCCAUGCUAGUUUGGAUAAAUUGAAACAAGAUAAUGCGAUUUUAGAGGAGAAAGUCAUAGAGAUGUCGGUUUACCAGAGAGAAAUUCAGAUUCUUCGAGAAGAGAUCAACAAAUUGCACGCAACUCAAGAAAUCAGUAGGAGUGAACUACAUAGACUACUCGAUGAGAAUGAAUCCCUUCGAGGUCGUUUGAAAACAGUUGUGCAAUCUCCAUUGUCCGAUUCUGAAAAACAGCAAAUCAUCAGAGAUUCUCAACGACUACACAGCUCAGCGCCCGCAUCUAUUGCUUUACCGAAUAAUUUGGAUAUGGAAGUGACUCCUUGUGGCACCCCGGAUUGGGAUAGGCAGUCUUCGAGUAGCGAGGUUGCUGUUGCUUGCCUACAGGACAAGAUCACUCAGAUGGAAGAAACACAUUAUUCAACUAAUGAAGAACUGCAGGCUACGCUACAAGAGCUUGCUGAUUUACAAUCUCAAAUAAUGGAACUACAGAGUGACAAUGAACGUUUGGCAGAAGAGAAAGAUGUAAUUUUCCAGUCUCUGUGUAGACAAACUGAAAAGCUAGAAGACUCUCGAACUCAAAUUGGAACUCUUCAAACAUUGUUGCUAAGAGAGCCAAAUCAGCAAGAUGGUGGUUCGACGGAACGUGAACAAAAAUUAGUGGAACUUUUGAAAAACGCUCAAGAAGAAAGGGAAGGUCUUAUGUUGAAACAGGAAGAAUUAAAUUCAGAGUUGAACGAACUGAAAUCAGCUUUGGAAGGUACAACUAACGAGAAACUAAGACUGCAUGAGCGAAUCGGCGUGCUCGAAUCUACUAUUGAUGCAACAAAUGCCGAAAGAACUGAAAUUGAUUUGCAAUUGUUACAAUCCAAAGAAGAUAGUUCAGUGAAACAGAUCGAAAUCAGCCGUUUGACGACAUUGUUGGAAAACGCUAGAGCUAAAAUCGAUGAGCUAGAACAAGAUCGUGCCUUGGGAGACAAAUCAGAUCUUGGAGAACUUUUAGAUACUGCGAGAAAGGAGAAAGACGCAUUGGAAAUUCAAGUAGCAUCACUCCAGGAACAAGUAUCAAUAAGUCAGUGCGAAAUUCAAAAACUCAAAGACCAACUUGCGAGAGUAAAUGAAGAAUGUAAAGUUGUAAGGAAUAACGCAAAAUGUGUGAUAUCUGAUUUGGAGUAUAAACACGAAACAAUGAAACAAGAGAAAAAUAAAGCUGUUAGUGAUUGCCAACAACUACAAGAAAAUGUGAAUGAGUUGCAGGUUCAAAAUAAAUGUUUUACUGAGGACAAAGCGCAGUUGGAAGCCUUACUGUCCGAAACUCAGCGGCAUCUAGGAGAAACAGAACGACUACUUGCAGAAAAGACUGAUGAAUUAAACCAAGAGAUUAGUUUAAGAAAACAGGAAUGUGAUGAGUGGGAACGAUUCCAGUCAGAUUUAUUAAUGACUGUACGAGUAGCUAAUGACUUUAAAACUGAAGCCCAUAACGCACGUGAGCAACUUGUGUUGGACAAUAAGGCACUUCGUGAGCGUAUACGUAUAAUGGAGCAACAAAUAGAAAAACUCAACAAUCUAGUCGUGUCAACGGAAUCACAUCAAUCCAUCAUCAAUACAGUCCAACAAGAGAUGGCUGUGCGGCGCCAACAAAAAUCAGCAAUACAACGACAAGACUCACGCUUGUCUGUGAAAAGCCUUAUUGAGAGUAUCGAAAAUUCAGCUAAACAGGCUAAGGUGUCUGCCGAAUCACGCUGCAGCUCAAAUUCCAGUAUUAAUAGCCUACCACCUGACACAAUUGUCAAUCCAACAAUGAUAAACAGCAGCACGAAGAACUCUAUUAUUCACAAUGGGGACGAUACCAGUAGUGGGUUUCACACGAUAUCGUCUAUAAGUGCCAAAAGUCCACUCCGUGAACAACAACAGCCUACAGUCGGUGGCAACAUUAGUAGCAAUACCAAAAACAGUUCAACAGAUACUGUUUUGCUGAUUAAAACUCAAAAUCUCAUCGCAAAUAGCAGCGGUAAUCUUGACAGUAGUAAUAAUAAUAGUAGUAAUUACAGUAAUAAUAACAUAAAUUGCAACCAUAAAGCUUCCACUUUGAUCAAUAAUAACUACAACCAUGCUGGAAAACUCUAUAAACAACAAACUGAUGAUCACGUCACAUCAUCGAUACUCUCACACAAAACGAUGGAUUAUGUUCGACGAAAUAGCUACGGUGAUAUAAGUGACCGAAAGGAUCCAUUAAAUGCACUCGUAAAAAAUGGAGGUUCCAAACGAAAUGCCUUGUUGAAAUGGUGUCAAAAUAAGACGGUUGGCUAUAGAAACAUAGACAUAACUAAUUUUAGUUCCUCAUGGAAUGAUGGUCUCGCCCUGUGCGCUAUAAUGCAUUCCUACCUACCAGACAGGAUUCCUUAUGAUAAACUGAGUCCUAGUGACAAACGGCGAAAUUUUAGUCUUGCUUUUGCUGCUGCUGAAAGUGUUGGAAUAUCAACUUCAUUAAGUAUUGAAGAAAUGUGUCAGUUAGAACGACCUGAUUGGCAGCAGGUGAUGGGUUACGUAACGGCCAUCUAUAAACAUUUUGAGACGUGAUAUCGAAUACAAGUUUUUUCUCUAUCAUUAAGACUUCACCUUUUGCGAUUCUGUUCAUUUUAAUCGUGUUAUGCUUCCGUUAUUUAUUUUACUGCUUUACAAAAUCCUGCACUGUUAAAUACCUGAACAAAUUCGAGAUGAAAUUAAAGAUAUUUCUUCAGUUAAGAUGUCGAAA